GCCGAGUAUUGUAAGUUUGUUUUUGCAAUUAAUUUGAUUAUGUUAUAAAAUACCCCCCAAAAUUCUUGAAAUAGCUCAAGAUAUCUCCAACACUUCCCCUAGGGUUAAGCUGUCGUCUUAUUUAAAACCCGGAGAAGGACUGUGAGGCCAUCUCUCUCUCUCUCUCUCUCUUUCUCUCUCUCGCUCUCUCUCUGUUAUAAAUUCGGAUUCUCUCGGGAAAUCAAAAUUACACGAUUGUGAAUCCCCCUAUCCCUUAUAGUAUUCCGAGAAAAUUCGAUGGUCUUAACUCUUAAGCUUACUUUUUUUUCCUUGGAGGGUAUUAGAUGAAUCUUUAUGGGUAAUUAUUAGUUAAUCCUGAUCAAUUCUCUGUUUCUAUCUUGGAUGGAUAAUUGUAGACACAGAGCAAAGAUCCUUCUUUGGAGAAGAAGAGAGAGGAUUGUAUCUUCGUCUUAUAUUACUACUCGUAUUGGUCGUAGAUAGAUCCUGAUCGUUCAUUACAUCUCAAACGAUCUAGGCCUUGUUCUAACCAUUAAACAUAACUUCUUUCCUUUUCCCGUUCUUAAUUCCUUCUCAAAUAGUUCCGACCAAACAAGAUGAAAAGAUCACGUGGAAGCUCCGAUUCUUUAUCCGGUUUCUUGCCAAUUUGCCACUCUGCAACAGACAAACAAAUAAGUCCAAGACCACCAACCACCGGCUUUCUCUAUUCCGGCGCCGGAGACUACUCGCCGAUGUUCGACGGUCUAGAAGACGACGGAAGUCUAGAUGACAUCGGCAUCGGACACGCGUCGUCUGCGGCGACAUCGGAGAAAAAACGGCGGUUGAGUGUAGAGCAAGUGAAAGCGUUAGAGAAGAAUUUCGAGAUUGAUAACAAGUUAGAGCCGGAGAGGAAAGUUAAGCUGGCUCAAGAGCUUGGGCUGCAACCGCGACAAGUGGCGAUCUGGUUUCAGAACCGCCGUGCUCGGUGGAAGACAAAGCAGCUCGAACGUGAUUAUGGCGUUCUCAAGUCAAACUUCGACGCACUCAAACGCAGCCGCGACUCGCUUCAACAUGAUAAUGACUCCCUCCUUACUGAGAUUAAAGAGCUAAGAGCAAAACUUAACGUUGAGCGGACCAGCGGGAGAAAUGGUAACACGUCGAUAGAAGAAAACGGCAUUGUAAAAGGGGUGGAAGCGAUAGCGAAUCAGACGGUGAUGGCUAAUAACGAUGUCUUAAAGCUAACCAACCGUUCUCCGCCGCCAAAUAUUCCUAUAGAAGCUCCGACAUCGGAGCUCGCAUACGAGAUGUUUAGUAUUUUCCCACGUACCGACAGCUUCAGAGAAGAUCCUGCCGAUAGCAGCGACUCAAGCGCGGUUUUGAACGAAGAGUAUAGUCCCACAACGGCUGAAGCGGCGGCGGCCGCCACGGCGGUUGAAAUGUCGACGAUGGGAUGCUUUAGCCAAUUUGUAAAGAUGGAAGAGCAUGAGGAUCUUUUUAGUGGAGAGGAAGCUUGCAAGCUGUUUGCGGACAAUGAGCAGUGGUAUUGUUCCGGUCAGUGGAACUCGUAAUGCAAAAGACAAUAUUGAGGAUGAAUUUGAAAAUGUAGGAAAAAAACAAGGGGCGUUUGGGAAAAUACUGCUUAAGGGAUAUGGGGUUGGAAAAUUGAAUUACCCAAAAUGUUGGGGGGUGCGAGAGCAAGAGGAUCAUAACUGAGAUAUCACGUGCGGUUUCUAAGUUUCUUGCAUGUGCGGCCGUAAUCCUUACAAGGUUAAAGAGAGGAGAGGACAAAAAAGUCUGAAAUAAAAUAAUCGGGGAAAAAACAAUUUAUGUGAAGAUGAAAUCGUUUUUACGACGUUUAUAUUACUAUUGUUUUGAAUAACUGCGUAGUUAAAUGUUAUGAGAAUAAUAUUGUUAUAUUCCAAAGGGUUUUGGAGAUUCUGAGCGGAG
Thlaspi arvense is the source of this 1923-nucleotide messenger RNA. The record is from the annotation of a GenBank genome assembly. NCBI's taxonomy places the organism in Eukaryota, Viridiplantae, Streptophyta, Magnoliopsida, Brassicales, Brassicaceae.